AUGCAACUUACAAAUUUUUUGAGUGCUGCUUUAGUCGCCGCAUCAGUAUCUGCAAAGACUAUUCUUCUUACCAAUGAUGAUUCCUGGGCUUCCACUAACAUUAGAGCCACCUACAGAGAUUUAACUGCUGCUGGACAUGAGGUUGUUUUGGUUGCACCAGUUUCACAAAGAUCCGGAUGGGGUGGUAAGUUCGAUGUUCCAUAUUCACCAACUUUACAAACUGAUGGAGAAUUUGGUUAUGUUAAGCAAGGUGCUCCAAGUUGGGGUCAUGAAGAAGACAACCAAAAUAUUUGGUACUUCAAUGGUACUCCAGCUUCAUCUGUUGCCUUCGCAUUAAAAUACGUUAUGCCUAAAUAUUUCGACAACAAGACUUUUGACCUUGUUGUUGCUGGUCCAAAUGAAGGUCUUAACUUAUCACCAGGUUCGUUAACUGGUUCCGGUACUGAUGGUGCCACUUACAAUUCUGCUUACAGAAACCUCCCAGCCAUUGCCUUCUCUGGUUCGAAUGGUAACAACUCCUUCUUCAAGGACUCUCUUGACGAAGAUCCAUUAAACCCAUCAAACAUCUAUUCAAAGAAGGUUGUUGAGUUUGUCAAUGGAUUAUUCGAAAAGCAAGGUGACAACGAAAGAGCUUUACCAUUAACUACGUUCUUAAACGUCAACUUCCCAUUGGUCGGUUACCAAUCUACAGAUGAGUCUUGUGUCGACCCAGAAUACGUCUUAUCUAGAUUAACUGGACUUGAGGCUACCACAUUCGACUUAGUUUGGAACGAAACUACCAACAUGCCAGUUUUCCAGGCCCAAACUUACACUGCUUUAACUGCUUGUAACAACGGUGACUGCUCAUUGGCAGGAGAAACCUAUGUCAUCAACCACGACACUUGUAAGACUCCAGUUUCUGUUGCUUCAAUUGACUACGAUGCUAACCUUCAACUUACCGAAGAAGUAAGAGUCUUGUUGGGACUUUAG
Dujonia railenensis is the source of this 969-nucleotide messenger RNA. The record is from the annotation of a GenBank genome assembly. Lineage: Eukaryota; Fungi; Ascomycota; Pichiomycetes; Serinales; Debaryomycetaceae.